GAUUGCUAUGCCCCUACUCCGCCCAAGUCAGCAGCACACGUUCAUUACCCUACGACUGCUUAGCUGAAUCUACGCUAUUUAAUCCCUUCUUGGCCCUGGAACAGACUCACGACUUCAUUUCUACGAAUCAACCAUGAAGUUUAGCUCCUCGUUGAAGUUCAAUGCUGUAUCCGAGUGGUGGGACGAAUACAUUGCGUACGAGACACUAAAGAAGUACAUCUAUCAGCUCGAGAAGCAGCAGACUGAAUUGGAUCAUGCAUACCAUGACCUAGAGUCCAAUGAAACAUCAUUCUUGGUCGGCCGUCAAGCUACAGCAACUGACGCUGUUUUUAUCCCCUUGCUUGACAGGGAGCUCAAGAAAAUCGUGCUUUUCUAUGAGGCCCAAGAAAAGGAAUUGUUGGAGGAACUACAAGAGCUCGAGAACCUGGUCAUACAGCAAGAAGAAGUAGGAUACAACGACGGCAAUUAUUAUGUGGACGAGGGGUUAUACGAUGAUGAUGAUGACGAUGACAGUGAGCUGGGACCUAUCGCUGAUCCCACACAUCGACGACGCCGGUCGUCUAUUUCGAGACAUCGCCGGAGUUCUUCCGCAUUCACAGCUGGAAUUCCGGAGGAGUCUCCUACCCGACACAGAUAUAGUAUAUCUAGUGACGAAUAUGCCGGUCUUGAACAAAGCACCUCUUCCCUCCGGAAUGAGAUGAAGAGCAAACGUGCCUUGAGCAAGAUUACGAGUCAUCUUCCCUUUAUCGGUGGCACUGCGACGUCCGCACCGUCUGACACAAUAUGGACCGCCAAGACGAAUUUUGCGUACGACACGCGACUACUGUAUAAACGUCGGAUUACUACGUUGUACACCUCAUUUACGUCGUUGAGGUCUUACGUAGAGAUAAAUUAUGCGGGAUUUCGGAAGAUAUUGAAAAAAUACGACAAGGUCCUGUAUGGCGAUCUCAAAGACCGUUAUCUUCACGACGUCGUAGAAGUUGCACAACCUUUUACCCAAGAGUCUAAAGACGGACUCAAUGAUGCCAUCGCGCGCCUAGUGGAUAUGUACACGAAAUGUGUUACUCGUGGCGACAAAUACACUGCCAAGCAACAGCUGAGACUGCAUCAGCGGGAACAGAUCGCAUGGGAGCGAGAUACCGUUUGGCGGCAGAUGAUUGGUCGUGAACGGCGGGGCGAGGGCACAGGACCCAAAGCUAUCGGAGUGGACGGACUCAAAGAAGAUGAUGACCUAGUCGACGUCUCUACUCCAGUUGGUCGAUUGAAACUUUCUAAAAGGCUGCUAUGGGUUUCGGUGGCCUUGGCCGUCUUCAUUACCAUGUUGAAUGUCCAGAUCAUAAAGGGUGAAGCAGCCAACCGGUGUCUUGCCAUCCUUGUGUUCUGUACAAUAUUAUGGGCUACAGAGGCUAUUCCGUUAUUCGUCACGUCAAUGACAGUCCCCAUACUCGCGGUUUGUUUACGUGUCAUCAAAGACGACAAUGAUGAGCGCCUUUCGCCUCCCGCUGCGACCAAAUUUAUAUUUUCGGUCAUGUUCUCUCCGACAAUUAUGCUUCUCAUUGGUGGGUUCACGAUAUCGUCCGGGCUCAGCAAGACGAAUAUCGAUCGGAUCCUUAUUACACGCGUUUUGAGCCUGGCCGGAACUAAGCCGAGGACCGUUCUACUUGCAUUCAUGGGCGUGUCGUGCUUCGCCAGUAUGUGGAUAAGUAAUGUGGCAGCACCAACGUUAUGCUUCACGCUCAUUCGUCCCAUUUUACGAACAUUGCCAUCUAAAGCCUCCUUUGGACCGUGUCUAAUUUUGGGGAUUGCCCUGGCGGCUAACAUUGGUGGCCAAAGUUCGCCUAUAUCCUCACCCCAGAAUUUGAUUGCUUUGGAGAAGAUGGAUCCCCCUCUUGACUGGGCCAAAUGGUUUGCUGUCGCGCUACCCGUGUCUGCCAUUUCGAUCCUCCUAAUAUGGGGCCUUCUUUUGGCGUCAUACCGGCCCGCUGAGUCACCGGAUGGUGAUGGCGAAAUCGAGAUCAAGACGAUCAGACCCACAAAGGAGGCCUUCACUGCGAAACAGUACUGGGUGUCCUUCAUCUGUCUCUUCACCAUCGGGCUUUGGUGCGUGGCCCAUGAGAUCGAGCGCUAUGUGGGUGAUAUGGGUGUGAUUGCGCUCAUUCCGAUCAUUGCGUUCUUCUCAACGGGCGUGUUGAAGAAGGAUGACUUUGAACAAUUUGCUUGGACGAUCGUCUUCCUAGCAAUGGGCGGGAUUGCCCUCGGCAAAGCGGUAAUGUCGAGCGGUCUUCUUGAGGUGAUGGAUAUCGUAAUCCGUGACAUGGUUGAUGGGUUCAGUUUGUACACUGUUGUCAUGAUCCUUUCUCCUAUCGUGUUGGUUGUAUCCACUUUCAUCAGUCACACCAUCGCAAGUGUACUUCUGGUGCCUAUCGCUGCUGAAGUUGGCUCAAGCCUCGAGGGUAAUCCGAAGAAUCUUCUCAUCUUCAUCACAGGCCUCAUCUGUUCCGCUGGAAUGGGAAUGCCUGUUUCUGGCUUCCCGAAUCAGACGGCUGCGACACAGGAGAACGAGCUGGGUGAACUUUAUCUAACUAAUGUGGACUUCUUAAAGAACGGCGUGCCGGCGAGCAUUAUCGCCACCCUUGUUGUGACAACUGUUGGUUUUACACUGAUGAAGGUUAUUGGUAUUUGAUGUGAAAUGUAGAGAAUACAGUUAUUAAACUUCUGUCUGUUCCUCCGCUGCGCAGUCUGAGUUUUCACAAACGUGUUCUUAAGGGCCCCUCCUCUUUAGGGUAUUGAAGGCCGCUGUGCGGUUAGCGCUUGAUAUAUUUGCCCAGCAGUUACCAACGAUCUCUGCAGUUCUUUAUCUAAGCAUCUGACAAUAAUGCAGGGCUUCUACAAAUAUCAUAUAUGCCACGACCCCCUUUCAUUUUCUG
Messenger RNA from Guyanagaster necrorhizus, 2927 nucleotides. RefSeq names its product Sodium/sulfate symporter. Lineage: Eukaryota; Fungi; Basidiomycota; Agaricomycetes; Agaricales; Physalacriaceae. The transcript has 15 exons. Gene Ontology annotation, biological process: polyphosphate metabolic process; phosphate ion transport; transmembrane transport. Gene Ontology annotation, molecular function: phosphate transmembrane transporter activity. Bases 134 to 2683 code for a protein of 849 amino acids. The record is from RefSeq and is a predicted model, not a curated record. Gene Ontology annotation, cellular component: plasma membrane.